AUGCUCUCUACAGACAAGUUGCGGCUCUUGAACUCGUCUCGCGUCGGAGCAGUCCUUGGAGUAUUUUUUACUCCAAAUUCUCCUCCGGUUAUUGGAUUUGGCGCUAGUCCUGUUAGUACUACUUUCAAUGGGCAAGAUGCUGUCCAUCGCGGGGCCCCAAAGUGGUCUGAUUGCUUUGAUCCCACUUUGAUCCAGCAAUACUGGCAGGGAGAUAUGAGUGUCCAUACUCAUAGUCUGGUGGUUUCCCUCAGUGGGCAAACACGGUUGAAAAUGCCAGCGUCGCAGCGGGAUUUUGUUCAAGCAACAAAGCCUGCAAUGCUGGUUGGGGACUUUUCCAAGGUCCUUCUGAUUCCUGAUGGAUGUGGUGCCCCGGUGGGCCUUUAG
This is a messenger RNA of Cylindrotheca closterium, 384 nucleotides long. NCBI's taxonomy places the organism in Eukaryota, Bacillariophyta, Bacillariophyceae, Bacillariales, Bacillariaceae. The record is from the annotation of a GenBank genome assembly.